AUGAAGAGAGGACGCGGAUCCGGAGGCGCUAAGAUGCGCAUCACCCUUGGUCUCAACACCGGUGCUAUCCUUAACUGUGCCGAUAACUCUGGUGGUAAGAACCUCUACACCAUCGCUGUUAAGGGCACCGGUGCUCGUCUCAAUCGACUCCCUGCUGCCAGUCUUGGAGACAUGCUCAUGUCCUCUGUCAAGAAGGGAAAGCCCGAACUUCGUAAGAAGGUCCUCCAGUCCGUCGUGAUCCGCCAGC
Perkinsus marinus ATCC 50983 is the source of this 247-nucleotide messenger RNA. RefSeq names its product 60S ribosomal protein L23, putative. Gene Ontology annotation, biological process: translation. The transcript has 3 exons. The record is from RefSeq and is a predicted model, not a curated record. Gene Ontology annotation, cellular component: ribosome; cytosolic large ribosomal subunit. Gene Ontology annotation, molecular function: large ribosomal subunit rRNA binding; structural constituent of ribosome. The annotation marks the transcript as partial. Lineage: Eukaryota; Perkinsozoa; Perkinsida; Perkinsidae.